Molecule: messenger RNA, 1367 nt
Organism: Armigeres subalbatus
Lineage: Eukaryota; Metazoa; Arthropoda; Insecta; Diptera; Culicidae
Product: lipase 1-like
Exons: 3
Coding region: 48-1259 (403 amino acids)
Molecular function (GO): hydrolase activity, acting on ester bonds
Source: RefSeq, a predicted model, not a curated record
CUCAGGACAGCGUUGAUCACUGUUCUCGCUCUGCAUCUGAGAACAGCAUGGGUUUAAUCACUCGUUGGUUGAUAAUUGCAGCGAUGUGCACUAGGCUGAACUCUGUGUAUUCCUCAGAUGACAGCCAUUUUUCGAUUGACGAUGAAGAUGGAAUUUUAUCAGUACCAGAUCUAAUCCAGAAAUAUGGCUACGAGAUGGAAAGUCAUACGGUGGUCACUGAAGAUGGCUAUGGCUUGACGAUGUUCCGUCUUCUACCGAAGGAGCCUUUGGAAAGUACGAAAAAUCCCGUCUUGAUGGUCCAUGGCCUACUGGCGAGCCCAGCCGACUUUAUUAUUAUCGGUCCAAACAAUAGUCUCGCCUACUUGCUCGCAGACAACGGGUACGAUGUUUGGCUGGCAAAUGUGAGAGGAACUCGCUUUUCCAAAAAGCAUUCCUCACUAUCGUUGCAUUCCAAGGAGUACUGGAGCUUUUCCUGGCACGAAAUCGGUUACUAUGAUCUACCGGCCAUGAUCGAGUACGUCCUGAAUACUACAAAUGCCAAAAAACUUCACUACAUAGGAUUUUCUCAGGGUGCUACAGUUUAUUUCGCAAUGGCUACUACUCGUCCGGAAUACAACGACAAGAUUUCACUGAUGGUAGCUCUCUCGCCACCUAUAUUCGUUAGGAGAGUCCGCAGCCCCAUCAUGACGCUUCUGGCUAAUACAUUGAAAGAGUUGCUGAAAAUGAAUAAUUCGUCCAGCGAUUUCGAAUGCUUUCCUCACUCGCCUUUGUACCGCUUACUAACGCAGUCGAUUUGUGCAGAGGAUAACCCCACGAACUUUUGUAGCAAGUUCAUAUCACUCAUCGUCGGACCGGACCCAGACGCAUAUAAUCAAACAGUGAUGACCGCCUAUGUUGGGCACACUCCAGCUGGCGCAUCGUUCAACCAAAUUAUUCACUACGCGCAAAUCGCCCGAAGUGGCUCCUUCCACCAGUUCGACUACGGCCGUAAGUUGAACCUCCUGAAAUACGGUUCGAAGAAACCUCCUGCCUACAAUCUGGAGCUUGCGACUGCACCGGUGCUGAUGUACUACGGUCUAAACGACUGGCUGGUGCACCCACGAAGCGUUCUGGAGCUGGCAAAGGUAUUGCCACGGGUGGUCGCAGCUGAGCAAGUUGCCGACAAACAAUUCAACCACAUUGAUUUCAUUUUGGCGAAGAACGUGCGCUCACUGCUGUACGAUCAGGCGAUUCAGAUGAUCGACAAGUUUAAUUCAUGAUAUGUGAUAAAAUAUUAUUCACAUAUUUUUAUAUCUAUUUUGAAUUGUAACUCUAGACAACACCUUUCGUAACAAAUGUGAUUCAACAAAUAAAAUAAGCUUAUUCUU